AUGCCUCCCAAGAGAAAAGCGACUGACAAUGGUCGGUCUAGCGGUUCCUCCAAGCGACCUACGCCCGUUCCCGAUGCCGAACUCUCCAGCAGCGAUGAAUACUCGGACGAUGGGGAUGAUGAAGUACCGGAGCGGAACAACCUGAAAGAGGUUGUUAGCAAAUUCUCUCUGGAGUCGUUCAGCAAGAGAUCGCUCAACAAGACCGACCCCAGAUUUGGUUACAAGGAUCUUUCUUAUCUUCCCCUUAAGCUUGACCACUAUAACCGACCUCUAUGGAUUGAGCCGGUGAAAGGCACGAUCACCCUCGAGAGUUUCUCCCCGCUGGCGCCCCAGGCACAGGACUUCCUUACCACCAUCGCCGAACCGCUCUCACGUCCCACCCACCUUCACGAAUACCGCCUGACGGGUCACAGUCUUUAUGCAGCCGUGUCGGUCGGUCUAAAGCCCCAGGAUAUUGUUGAGUUCUUGGAUCGUCUUUCGAAAACUCCGCUACCGGAGAGUAUCCGAAAUUUUAUUAUUGAGUUUACGAAGUCAUACGGCAAAAUCAAGAUGGUUCUGCGACACAAUCGAUACUACGUGGAAACAACUGAUCCUGAGAUGCUGCAACGACUGUUGAAAGACGAGGUGAUCGGUCCACAAAGAAUCGAGAGUACCGAGGGAAUCAUCGAGCGCGCAGCUCCGAAGAUGGGAGGUCUCGUUAUUCCUGGAACGAAGGAUGCGGCUGGUGUAAGAGAGACUGGUACUCAGCAGAACUCCGCUGCUGUACCGCCUCGGGAUGAAAAUGAAGAGGCGGCAGUAGAUUACGGGAUCGAUGAUGUUGGUGACGUCGAUGAGGCUACCACAUAUAGUUUCGAAAUCCCUCCUGCCGGAGUUGAAGUGGUCAAAGCCCGCUGCCAAGCAAUUGGAUGUCCUGCCUUGGAAGAGUAUGAUUUCCAAGGUGAUACUGUCAACCCUAACCUCGACAUGGAUUUGAAACCUGCCGCUCGAAUUCGUUCAUAUCAGGAGAAGAGUCUCAGUAAGAUGUUCGGUAACGGACGUGCAAAGAGUGGAAUCAUCGUUCUUCCCUGUGGCGCGGGCAAGACCUUGGUGGGCAUCACUGCUGCGGCGACUAUCAAAAAAGGCACCAUUGUUCUUUGCACAAGUUCCAUGUCCGUGGUCCAGUGGCGAAACGAGUUCUUAAGAUGGACCACUAUUGACCCCGGCGAUAUCGCUAUCUUCACAUCUGAUCAUAAAGAGAAAUUCAAACGGUCCACCGGGAUUAUCGUCUCGACUUACUCCAUGGUAUCGCAAACCCGGGCACGUUCCUAUGAUGCUCAGAAGAUGAUGGACUGGCUCCAAUCUCGAGAGUGGGGUAUGAUGAUUCUGGACGAGGUUCACGUUGUGCCUGCCUCAAUGUUCCGAAAGGUUACAUCUGCGAUCGCCGCACAGAGCAAGCUUGGUCUUACUGCGACCUUGUUGCGUGAAGAUGACAAGAUCAAGGAUUUGAACUUCCUGAUUGGUCCCAAGCUCUAUGAAGCGAACUGGAUGGAACUUGCUGCACAAGGUCAUAUCGCAAAGGUCCAGUGUGCCGAAGUCUGGUGUCCCAUGACAACUGAAUUCUAUUCAGAGUACCUACGGGAGAGUUCUAGGAAGCAGGCCUUGCUCUACAUCAUGAAUCCACGCAAGUUCCAAGCGUGUCAAUUUUUGAUUGACUUCCACGAAAAACGAGGAGAUAAGAUCAUUGUUUUCUCUGACAACGUUUAUGCGCUCGAGCGAUAUGCACUCAAGCUGAACAAGGCUUACAUCUACGGUGGAACCCCGCAGAACGAGCGAAUGCGUAUCCUGGAGAACUUCCAGCACAACGAGCAAGUCAACACCAUCUUCUUGUCCAAGAUUGGUGAUACUUCCCUUGAUCUACCCGAGGCCACCUGCCUGAUUCAAAUCUCAUCCCACUACGGCUCACGUCGUCAGGAGGCUCAACGACUGGGCCGCAUUCUUCGUGCCAAGCGUCGUAACGAUGAGGGCUUUAAUGCAUUCUUCUACUCGCUUGUCUCUAAAGACACCAAUGAGAUGGUUUACUCGGCCAAGCGCCAAGCUUUCCUUGUCGACCAGGGCUACGCCUUCAAGGUCAUCACUCACCUUCAAGGAAUUGACGAAUAUGAAGGGCUCUCCUAUGCAACACCCGCAGAACGCCGCGAGCUUCUGCAGGAAGUCAUGCUGCAGAAUGAGUCUUCAGCCGACGUGGAACAGGUGAAUGAUGAUCUAUUCUCCAUGCGCACAGGCGGCAAACGCGCCGGAGGCAAGAAAGCUAAUGCCAAACGUAGCGCUGCGACCCUUAGCGGUUUGGCUGGCGGUGAUGAUAUGGCCUACAUCGAAUACAAUAAGAGCAAGAAUAAGCAGCUGAAGGACAAGGCUGGACAUCAUCCGCUAUUCAAGAAGAUGGAACGGGAACGGCAACGGCGCAAAAAGGAGCGAGAGACCGCGCUGCAAUAA
Molecule: messenger RNA, 2472 nt
Organism: Penicillium longicatenatum
Lineage: Eukaryota; Fungi; Ascomycota; Eurotiomycetes; Eurotiales; Aspergillaceae
Product: TFIIH/NER complex ATPase/helicase subunit SSL2
Exons: 3
Coding region: 1-2472 (823 amino acids)
Biological process (GO): nucleotide-excision repair; transcription initiation at RNA polymerase II promoter
Cellular component (GO): nucleotide-excision repair factor 3 complex; transcription preinitiation complex; transcription factor TFIIH holo complex
Molecular function (GO): ATP binding; hydrolase activity; DNA binding
Source: RefSeq, a predicted model, not a curated record